AAUAGCAGGAACAAAAGCGAAUAUGGGAUAUUCAACGUGGGAGAUGGAUGCCCCGUCAGGAGUUGUUCGACGAUGGAGAAGCCACGACUAGUCUAGGGCUUAGUAGCACUCGUGGCAAAUUUCGCCACCACAAAUAUCCAAUUUCAACAACUAUAACCUACGUACAUCCCACUUCUCCUCAAUAUUCAUCUCUAUAAAUUACGAAAUUUUACCUUUUCCCCGUUGCCCAGCUCACUUUUAGAUUAAAGACAACCGGCUGCGCUAGACAUUUAUGUACGGGCACGAGAACACAAUUCUUCUUGCUGCUACUUUCACAUGUAGGGUUAAGUAAUAUUUAUGAAAAUCUUAAGGCUACAGGAAGAACUAGGUUUUCUUUUCUCUAUAUAUAAACUCAUACUGCACUCACAACUAUAGCUAGCCAGUGUAUAUAUAUAUAUAUAUAUCGAGUGGGCCGUCUACCGUUAGUUUGCAUAUAUAGAGAAAUGGGGAGAGCGCCUUGCUGCGAGAAAGUGGGUCUCAAAAGAGGAAGAUGGACGGCCGAAGAAGACGAGAUACUUAGAAAAUAUGUCGAGGCCAAUGGCGAAGGCUCUUGGAGAUCAUUACCCAAGAAUGCAGGGCUGCUUAGGUGUGGAAAGAGUUGCAGACUGCGGUGGAUUAAUUACUUGAGAUCCGACUUGAAGAGAGGCAAUAUUUCUGCUCAAGAGGAAGAAAUCAUCAUCAACCUCCACGCGUCCCUGGGCAAUAGGUGGUCUUUGAUAGCGGGGCACUUGCCGGGCCGAACUGACAAUGAAAUAAAGAACUACUGGAAUUCUCAUUUGAGCAGAAAAAUACAAAGUUUCCGGCCAACCAAAUUCAUUCCACCAGCGGUGGCAGCGGCGGUCAGGAGAACCGGAAGGCGAACUGCUCGAUCAGUCGCAAAGAAGAACAAAAAUAGCGAGCUUAAAGGGGGCGGCGGAGCAGCAAAUACGCCAGUCCCGAUGCCAACUACCCCAACUCCAGAGAAAGAGGCAUUGUCCAGUACCGCUGAAUGGCAAGAUAAGGACAACAGCUGUAAUGUUAUUCCGGAGUCGUCCCCACUGGAAGAAAGAUUAAUGGAGAGCCUGGGUGCAGCAGGGACAGAAGAGAGCGAAAUCAGGAACACGACUCCAGUAUUUUCCGUGACUGAGGAGAUGGAAAUGGAGAACGGGGAUUUAUGCCUGGAUGAUAUUAUGGAGGAUUUGAAUGGGAUUGUGGGUUUGGAUGAGGAGAGAGAGAGCCCAGGAAAGAUUGAGGAGAGAGAAUCGGAAAGUUGCCGGAAUGUGGAUUCCGGGGAAAAGGGAAGUUCAGGGAAUGGGAAUCAUGUUGUUGAUGAUAGGGGAUCAUGGAAGAGCAUUGGCGAGUGGAACUUGAUGAGCUCUCCGGGGAAUUCAUGGGAAUGGGAUUGGUGUCAUGAUGAUGAUACCUUGCGGGGCGGGAACGAGGAAUGGGGACAAGAAGAGAACACGUUGUCUUGGCUUUGGGAUGGUGACACCGCAACAGGAGACUGUACUGAUGGAGACUCCGAAAUGGACCGACGACGUGAAAAGCAUAAUGCAAUGCUUUCAUGGCUUAUGUCAUGACUAUACUCUCAUUUCCAUUCUGGCCGGCUAACUAGGGUUGGGAAAGGAAACUUUUAGGUCUAUGUUUUAUUGUGGCAGAAAUUCAAGAAAAAUCAUGUGAUAAUUAAGUUAGAGUUCUUUGUUUGUAAUGUGAUUGGUCGCAAUUUAACUAAAAUUUCUGCUAUCAA
Messenger RNA from Sesamum indicum (sesame), 1765 nucleotides. RefSeq lists its product as uncharacterized. Lineage: Eukaryota; Viridiplantae; Streptophyta; Magnoliopsida; Lamiales; Pedaliaceae. The record is from RefSeq and is a predicted model, not a curated record.